Molecule: messenger RNA, 1082 nt
Organism: Dermacentor andersoni
Lineage: Eukaryota; Metazoa; Arthropoda; Arachnida; Ixodida; Ixodidae
Product: NADPH azoreductase-like
Cellular component (GO): cytosol
Molecular function (GO): FMN binding; oxidoreductase activity
Source: RefSeq, a predicted model, not a curated record
UACUCGACGUCGUGAUGAUGCCGGUCGUAACGGCACUUCUGGCGUGUCUGUGAAGCAGAAAGACGAAUGCGGGCAAUCUGGCGUGUUUGGGUCGCUGUGGCGAUGACAUCCCGAGUAUACUCUGUCGGCGAGUCGAGUGUGGUCGAAAGGAGAGUCUCGAAAGGCAAACUGUGCUCACGGCCGACGAGGAUAUAGAAGGGCAACCUCGCCGCCGUCGGUCAGAGUGGCUGCGCUGCUGCCGUGCUGCCGCCGCGGUCGUGUGGGCGCCGCCGGGAUGCCGCCCCUCAAGCUGGUCGUGUUCGUGGGCAGCUGCCGCACGGGACGCCUCGCAGAGCGCCUCAAGCGCCACGUCACCUCGCAGCUCGAGAAGAGAGGCCACCAGGUCAGCGUCAUCGACCCGGAGGAGGAGCCGAACCUGCUGGCCGUGCGCAAGCCGCUGCACUUCCACGGCCCGGACGAGGCGCCGCCGACGUGGCUCGCGCAGCUGCACGAGACGGUGAAGGCGGCGCACGGCUACCUGGUGCUGUGCCCCGAGUACAACCGGUGCAUCGCGCCGGCGCUGGGCAGCGCCAUGGACCAGUUCCCGCCGGACUCGUACCGGCACAAGCCGUGCGCCAUCGUCACCUACGCCGUCGGUGUCGGAGCAGGCCUGGCUGCUGCCAUGCAGCUUCGCAGCUUCCUGGGCGAGCUGGGCAUGAUAACGGUGCCGUUCAUCAGCCUCAACGCCAAAGUCCAGACGCUGGUCGCCGAAGAUGGCAGUGCCUCGGACGACGGCUUCUCCGAGCGCUUGGCCAAGCUCUUCGGCGAGCUCGAGUGGUACGGGGCAGCACUCAGGAAUCACAAGGAGGCCUGCGGCCCGCCUAUGUAAUCGACCCUUCGGCACGAUAUUCCAAGCGAGCGACGGAGCCCGCUGUAGGAUUCACGCACAAGAGAGCGCGAACAUUUUGCACGCUGUGUUUGCUGACACAUGCGUCUGAACGUGGACGUCUUCAGAGCGAGGAGCAAAACUACUUUUCACUUCGUACGUGAGAGGAAAAUAUUGGGAAUAAUAAAAAUGAUUACAAAGGCUAUAUUCAACAAAA